Molecule: messenger RNA, 2985 nt
Organism: Brassica rapa (field mustard)
Lineage: Eukaryota; Viridiplantae; Streptophyta; Magnoliopsida; Brassicales; Brassicaceae
Product: transcription factor MYB88
Biological process (GO): regulation of DNA-templated transcription
Cellular component (GO): nucleus
Molecular function (GO): DNA-binding transcription factor activity, RNA polymerase II-specific; RNA polymerase II cis-regulatory region sequence-specific DNA binding
Source: RefSeq, a predicted model, not a curated record
AACACAAAUACAGAGAGAGAGAGAGUUUUUAAAAGAGGAGACAUGUGAAGGAGAGAGAGGAAUGAGAUCAUUUUUUCCAUUUCUUAUUUACAGUUCCAACGAACUGUGAGAGAGGUUUCUAAUUCUAAAACAAAACCAGUGUUCAUGAAUUGUCUGAAUGAUAACCGAAAAAAAAAAAUUAAAAAAACAUUUCAAUCCGGGAAAAAAAUCAAAACUUUAUUUCUUCCUAUAAAACCCUCUUUUCCAAUUUCGUCAAAAUUCACUCUCUUUGCGAACCUACGAAUCCAGACGACUCUGUGAAGUUUAUUUUAUAAAGCAAGGAUGAAAAUGGGGCUCCUUUUCACAGAGUGAUACUUUUUUUUUUUAAUUUAAAGAUUGGGUUUUUAUUAGCAAAGUUGGAGGGGUCGUCUCGUCUGGUCUGGUCUCUGUGGGAUAGAGAUAGUUUUGGGGGUUUUAAUAAAGGGACAAGGAGCGUCGACGAGAUAAUAAUAUUACAUUAGAACAAAAGAAGACGAGAGAGAGAGCGUCAGUGAGAGAAACUAAACUAAUGGAAGAGACAAGGAAGAAGAAGAAGGAUGAUUCCAAAAAGAAGGAGCGUCAUAUUGUCACUUGGUCUCAAGAGGAGGAUGAUAUACUUCGAAAGCAAAUCACUUUACAUGGCACUGACAAUUGGGCGAUCAUUGCUUCCAACUUCACUGAUAAGAGCACAAGGCAGUGUAGACGCAGAUGGUAUACAUACUUAAACUCUGAUUUCAAGAGAGGAGGUUGGUCCCCUGAAGAAGAUACUCUUUUGUGUGAGGCACAAAGAGUGUUUGGGAACAGAUGGACUGAGAUUGCAAAAGUGGUCUCAGGCAGAACGGAUAAUGCAGUGAAGAACAGGUUCACAACACUGUGCAAGAAGAGAGCCAAGUAUGAAGCCAUGGCUAAAGACAAUAGUCUUGCUUCUUGUAUCAUCAACUCUAACAACAAAAGAAUGUUGCUCCCAGAUUGUGGUAUCAGUACACCACCGAAAGCCGAAACCCAUUCCCCUCUUGCUAAAAAGAUGAGGAGAAGUGACGUUCCAGAUGUAACAGUGUUCGGUAGCUAUGGGGAUAGGUCACACAUAAAGGUUAACUCGGGUGUGAAUCAGCAUCUCUAUGGGAAUAGAUCACAUAUAAAGGUUGUGAAUCAGCAGAUAAGACCUCCUUUCUUAGUACUAGCCCACAAUGAGGAGAAGGAGGAGGAGAAGAAUCAAACAAACAGUGCCAAGGAGAGUGAAGGUGAGGAUAAAGGGAAUCAUGAGGUGUUUCUUAAGAAGGAUGAUCCGAAGGCAACAUGUUUGAUGCAACAAGCUGAGCUUCUCAGUUCAUUGGCCCAGAAAGUUAAUGCAGAUAACACAGACCAAAGCAUGGAGAAUGCCUGGAAGGUCCUGCAGGAUUUCUUUAAUAAAAGCAAAGAGAAUGACUUAUUCAGAUACGGACUACCUGAUAUCGAUUUCCAGCUUGAGGAAUUUAAGGAUCUUGUUGAUGACUUGAGGAGUAGUAACGAAGAUAGCCAAGCCUCUUGGAGGCAACCGGAUCUCCAUGACUCACCUGCAAGCUCUGACUAUAGCUCAGGAUCAACUACAAUACCACACUCUUCUGGUGAUCAAACCCAACAACCCAUGUCUGGUUCUCAGACAGAAACACAGUUACUACCAGAUAAUGAGCAAAAUGAUGGGGAUAUGAUUUUUGAUGUUGUUAACACCGUACGCACGUUCAAGAGCAGUAGCGACAGGAGCAACCAUGGUGGAUGAGAGUAAGAAACAGAAAAAGAGCGAAGAAGAUUUGAGAAAAAGAGAAGAAGAAGAGAAUUAUAGGUUCAGGAUCGAUGAACCCUCUGAUACCAUGAAAGUGGGAAAUAUUUCCUUGAUUGAUUUACAGAUUUACAUAGGUUUAUAUACACAAGAUUGUUCCAAGAUAUGAUAAGAACAAUCCCAAAAAUAUAGGAACGUAAAUCAGAAUAUUCUACAAAGUCUAACAAUUUGACUUGGAUGCUCCGAUUGUGCUCGGAUCUGGGUCAGAUUCGAGACCCGAGUCUCGCCGGGAUUGUGCGUCGCGUCGCUGCCAACGCUGUCCUAGCCUCUCCGUCUCGCUCCAAUCGCCUUCUUCCUCAGCUCGUUUCAAGGUUUGUUUAGAGCUUCUCUUCUCAGUUCAGAUCUGAGUGACAUGUGGUCUCGAGGCUUGCCACAAAGAACCUCUUUCUAUAGGUCGAGAGCCAACCCCAUGGCGUGCUUUGGCGAUCGUUGUAGCUUCCCUUCUCGCUGGUUGAUGUCUAAAGGUUGGGUUUUGAGGACGACCCUCUCCGAAGGUGUCCUUGCCUGAAUGUGGAGUUUUCGAUCCCCUCUUUGCCCGCCUGUUGUUGUGGAGUUCUCAGUCAACUCUAUAUGUACUUCAUGUUCCCUUAUUGCAUAUCUCCGGUUGAAGCGUUUGUGUCUUCCCUUGAUGGUUCUUGCCGCAUAUUGUGGUCGCGUGGCCGGUUUGAGGAACUUGUUUGUACCGCCUACGUUUGACUGGAGCUUGCUCUUCAUCUUCAGCGGUGGACUGUCGGGUUUACACUUCCACUCUCUCCCGUGUUAGCUGAAGGCUAGUUUGAUCGGCGUCCUCCUCAUGUGGUGCCCCGGAGCCGUUGCCAGCCGCCUCCGUUGAAGCCGCUUGGAGCCACCUUCAGGUGAGUGUUCGUCUGAACGGCCUACAGCUAUUCUCUUGGUUCCUUUCGGUGAUCGAGAAGUGGUAUGUUUGGGAAGUCAUAUGUUGUUUCUUGUCCUAGUUCACUUAUUAAGUUCAUGGCUUACCUUCAUCGGAUUGCUUUGAUCUUAAUCCUAGUUCUUAGGGGUUUUUUUAUUUUUUUGCGGCCCUUAAGAACAGAAUGGCUUUAUAAGCAAAUUCUGGUUCAAUCACAAUUGUAACCAAACCUUCAUUCACUGCAAUGAUAUUUACAUUCUUAGCAAAAAAAAAAAAAAAAGAA